Molecule: messenger RNA, 983 nt
Organism: Camellia sinensis
Lineage: Eukaryota; Viridiplantae; Streptophyta; Magnoliopsida; Ericales; Theaceae
Source: RefSeq, a predicted model, not a curated record
UAGGUUUGCCAAACUGAAGAGCCCCAGGGCCCUUGUGAGCAAAAUCAUCUAAAAAUCCUCUCUCUCUCUCUCUCUCUCUCUCUCUCUCUCUCUCUCUCGAGCUUUAACAAUGGGGACCUCGUCUAGAAGAUCAAGCGGACCAGUUCUACCAAUCGCAUCGGCCUUUCGGCGAUCAAUUUCACCGUCUGGUCGGUUUGGCUCUUCAUCGUCAUCCGAGAUGUCGUCGUUCUACGCUUCGUCCACGAAUUCCAGCUUCUGUUCCUCUCCCUCCACCGGUUUCUUCAACCGUCCAUCUUCCCCGACGCGCGUCAACCUUCAUGGAUUCGCUCCACUCGCUCCGUCAGUCCGGUUUUCGAUCGAUAGAUCCAAGUCUCCUAGCCGUUCGAUGGCGGCCUCGCCUCGAGACCAGGUCGUUCGGAAGCAGAACAACAAUCCGUUGUCGAAUCUCCCGAAGAGGACCUGUAUGUGCUCGCCGACGAAUCAUCCGGGAUCGUUCCGGUGUAGUCUUCACAAGAAUUGCAACACUGGCCACUCCAUUUCGUACUCGCCUAAUCGGUUAAACGCUCGCAGAUCGGCGAUGGCGAACUCACUCGUUCGCAUCGGAACAGUCGAAGGCGAUCUAGUGAAGCGAGCGUUGGCGCAAUUGAUUCGGCCAUCGUCGCAUCAGCAGAAACGAAGAGAUGAUUUUCAGCCGAGACCGAGUCGGCUCUCGAUCAUGUCCAAAGCCGACGAUCUCUGAACACCAAUCGGUUACAGGUUGGUUCUUUUGAUUUAGUCUUUUGUAGGAAGAAGGCUUUGAGUUCUUCCGGCGAUGGUGUCAGAUCUCGGCGAAGGUAUCGGAUUUCGGCGAAUUUAGAUGCAGAUUUUGUACGACUGCGAUACAAAACCCUGAGAAUUUUUUGAGACAUAAAUACAAACUCCCCCAAUCCCCUUGUACACAUGAUUUACAGCAAUUGAUAGCAAUUGAAGGACGUUUUUGGACA